CUGACCAUGCCCGGGUGACGGGAAAGGCGAGGGAGGCAGGGGACGGCUACCGGCCCGGCCCAGCCCAGCGCGCAGGAGCACCAGCACCAUCGCCACCAUUCGCACCAACAACGCCGCCGCGGCCACCCCCACCCCCGUCGUCACCCUUCGCUGAGGGGGGAGCCUGGCGCCCCGCCGCCCAGUGUCCAUGCCCGUGGGGCCGUCGAGCCCGGCUGCGGAGCCCCCGUCGCCGUGGAGCCGGCCGGGGCUGCGCGCUCCCGAAAUAUGAGCAGCCGCCCCACGGGAGGAUCCGGCUCGGGCGUGUGCUUCGGCCCGCGGGACACCGACAAGCCCUUCGCCGACUCGGAGCGGGCACAGAAAUGGCGCCUGUCGUUGGCCUCCCUGCUCUUCUUCACCGUCCUGCUCUCCGACCACCUGUGGCUCUGCGUUGAGGCCAGGCAAGUGGCCGCCGGGCACCAUCGGGACCGGGAGCGCCGCGCGGAGCCGGGCAUGGAGCACGACGUAGGGGGGACGGCCCCCAGCAGCAGCCCCGCGGCACCGGCCGCUGACCAGUGCUUCAGCUUGCUGGGCGACGCCGAGGCUGCCUGUCGCCGUUUGCAGCCGGGGGGCUCGGCCCAGGCGGAGCUCUACCUUCCCUUUUGUAAUUCCUAUACGCUGCGCGAGCUCUUCGCCGGGCUUUCUCGGCCGGACAUGCUGAACUGCACUGUGGACCGCGAAGGCGGCGGCGACGACGACGACGACGACGGGGGCGCUGGGGAAGGGGAUCGGCGCAGCAGGGAGGAGGAGGAGGAGGAGGAUUGGUUUCGCUCCUGCCGCCGCUGCGUCCUGGUUUACCAGAGGUACGAUCGGCAAGCUCAGGACCGCUACCGGGAGUUCGAGCUCGUGCUCCAGAAAUACCUGCAGGCGGAGGAGUACUCGGUGAAAUCCGGUCCGGAGGAUUGCAAGACUGUCUACAAAGCCUGGCUCUGUUCCCAGUAUUUUGAAGUCACACAGUCUCAUUGCAACAACACAAUUCCUUGCAAGCAAUACUGUUUGGAGGUUCAGACAAGGUGUCCAUUUAUAUUACCAGACAAUGAUGAUGUCAUCUAUGGAGGAUUAUCCAGUUUCAUCUGUACAGGGCUCUAUGACAAUUACCCAACCAAUGCAGAACCAGAAUGCUGUGAUGUCAGAUGGGGACUCUUAUCCGAUAACCAAUCCAAAGGGACUAUAAAAACAAGUGACUCAAUGAUGUGUCACCGGACAUCACUCACAGUUUCAUCAGCAUCAAGACUGUGUAACAGCAGACUCAAACUGUGUGUUCUUGUAUUAAUUCUCUUACAUACAGUACUCACUGUCUCAGCAGCACAGAAUUCAACAGAACUGGGCUUUGGAGGCAUAACAAAUUUUGAAGAUAAUUCCACCAAUGAGGAAUAAGAGACCUGAUCCAUCUCCUCCUACAGGCACACAGCAGGCCCACCCAUAUGGCAGUCAGACCCAAAAGACUGGACCUUUUUGCCCUCUGUUCACUCCUCCAAAAGCCUUCUGGGUAAAACUCAACCGACGGGCCACUAUCCAAACAAGGACACAUCCUAUACAGCUUUUUAUUGACUAAAAGGCUGUCUGGUGACUUAAAUUUCUCACACCAUUUUAUACACUGUGUUUUAAUGUUUGGAGUUUCUUUUUUUGGUUUGUUUUGCACUUGUUAAUACAGGAUUUUAUUUUUCAGACAGUUUCUCAGAGCUAAACUAAGUCUUUUCACUGUCUUUAUCUAUUUCUAGUCAUUGUGUGUGCUCAUCAAAUAGUUUGGUCUUUUAUGUCUUGUCAGUUUCUAUUAGAAGAAAGAACUGCUGUGGUUCCAUGGCAAAAGAUUUUUUUAAAAACAAAACAGUGAAAACCAGCCCUCCCCUCCCAGCCCUCCUCUCCACAAAACCAGUUCUCUUUUCCCCAUUAUAUUUUCCCCUGCUUCAAUGCCCCAGAGCAAACCAUUCCUGCUUGCUUUCCUUUGGUGUAAUCACAAUGAAUGGGUGUGCGGUCCAACGCACCUCUGCCACUGCUACACAAGUCAUCUGACUGGAGAAAUCCAAAGUAAGGGAGGGGCGAGGAGGAGAGCACAAUUAAUGGAUACUCUCCUUGAAAGUGGGAUCUGACAAUGAAACCUUAAUAUAAAGAAAUCUAUAACAAACUGUUGCUCCAAGGCCCAUUUUCAAAAAGUUUAGUCCUUUCUCACUGGUCAGUUGAACAGGAGUGGCCUGAUCUAGAGCACCAUGUGUGAAACCAAGCCAAGAGCUCAGUGAAGUGAUGAGAGGGGAGGAGAGACCUACACACUGGUGGGAAAAGUUUGGCAUUCAUUGUGAAUUACGGUUUUUAUUCCUCUAUUAUCACCUCUGUACCACAUGGUAAUACCAUCUACGAAAACCAAAAGGUUUAUGAAAAAAAAAAAGAAUUUUUUUUUUACCCCUGUUUGAUUCUGAGGAUAUCUAGAGAUAUCACGAAGGCUGUGAAGAACCCAAGUACCCUAUCAAGCAUAGGUAAUAUGGUCAUUGCAUGUGAGUGUACAUACUCUGAACAUAAAUAUUGGGCUACAUCUCUUGUGGAAUCACUUGCCCAACCAAGCAGAUGACCAUUUUAAAAUGAAUGCACUGUUGUGUGUUAUGCUGAUAUGGUUCCUACAGCCUGCGAAAUAGUUUCUGCUCCUCAAGGCAACAAUUAAAUCUUUGGAAGUAAGGUAGGGUGGGGAGGAGAUCAAAUUAAGUUAGUGCAGCUGGGAAAAGAAGUCAUUUUUUUUUCUUUUUUAAAGGAUAUUUUCAUGAGUGUGCAAUAAAAUUUAAGAUGCUGGGCUAUAAGUAGUCAAGUAUUGUGAGGGGUUGAUGGGAGAAGAUAAUCCAAUUGCCUUUUUCAUUGCUCUUUUUAUAGGACCAUAUCACCUGCUGAGUGGAUGGGAUCUUGCUUUUUAAAAUGGCUUUUUAGAGUUUACACUAGAAUAAAUGGAAGGAAAAGUUAAUAAGGGCUGUUUUUUAAAAAAACAAAACAAAACAAAAACUUUUCAUUCCUUCCUAUUCUCGAACUACACUUGGAAAGUGCACUUUAGAGCUGUUUGCGGUGUAGCUGAGAGAUGAAGGAAAAAAGAUAGGAAAUAUUCUCUUACUUCUUGCAUUAAAAAAAAUAAUAAUUCCUUGCCCAUUUCAAGAAAUGUUUCUGUUCCUCACUGCAGUGUUGAUAUGCAUUUUUAUUCAUGUUCUAUGAUUUGUGAAGUUCUGGGAAAAAAAAAAGACAACCUAGAGAAACAACCCUACUGCUUUAGCAGAUUAAACUAAUGCAUUUGUUAAGAUGUAUAAUCUGAACUAUUUUGCAAGACUUCUUGUUUUGAUAGUGUUUUGCUAUGACUGAGAAUGAGGAUCUUAAAAUGACCUGUGCAAAUACAAAACAAAACAAAACAGCACGUAAACGCAGAAUUCUUCAGCUUCAGUUUCUUUCCUUAUAUUUUCCCUCCUUUCCACUGCGCGUGUACACCUGUAGGUAUCUACAUGGCAUAAAGCACCACGCAUUGUGAGGUGGGGGUUUCCCCCCCUCCCGGAUGAGUACAUUUUCUGAUACAUAUUGUGGGAAUGCGCUGAAAAUAGGUAGGAUGGGGAAAGGGAAAGCUUUAUUCAAUGACGGAAUGUAAAUUUUCAAAGAAAAUCUGAUCUCGUCUUGCAAAAUCCGCGCAGCGAAAUCUGUACAGAGCCACAGCACUAGAAGGGCUUCAGUGAGAGCCGUGUGAAAAAAACCCUUAGGGGGAGCUCUUGUUCAACUGACCACUUUUUUUUCCUGAUCUUAACAUGUAAAUGGUCAGUAAACAGUUUGUUAUAUACCUUGAUCUACCUCUGCUGUACAAAGGCCAUUCAGCAACAUCCAUUUCUGUGGCAUUCAUGGCAUCGUUUUGUUUUUCCCAUGAAUUAAACAUUCAUAUUUUUUCCCUCCUUUUGUUUUUCCGCUAUCUCAACACAGUAGUGUGUUCUGUUCACAUCCCCCAGUUAAAAUAACAUUAAAAACAGAUGCUGAUUCUUCUCAGUGGGAUCCUGUUUUGCCUCAUUAUGGUCUACUGCAGAGAAUACCAGUCAAAAAUGUAUUCUCUUUCCCUCCCCACUCUCUGUCUGUCCCCCACCCCAUUCCCCGCCAUCCCUUUUCAGUUGCAUUUUUAGGGGGAGAAAUCAGCUCAACUUCUUUUUGGCUUCAGGCAGGGACGCAGGAGAAAAAAAAACUCAUUAAAAAAAAAACAGUGGCAACAUUAUUCAUUGCUUUUUUAAAAAAAAGCCAAACAUUGAGUAAAAUGAAAUAGGAAGCACAAACCAUUUUACUUAAAAAUAUAAUAAAACGUUCCUUCCUUUCCAAAUAGGUGCCUGCAGUUACAUUGUCUCUGUCACUACCCCAAUUCCCAAUCUAAUUCUUUUACUGAUUUUUCUUUUCUUUUUUCCCCCAAAAGGAAUAUAGUGUUCUCGGGAGACAGCUGCUGUGAUGUGUGUUAUUGUUUGGGCCUGGGUAUGUUUACUCCAGCAGUAUGGUCUGUAUUCUUUCUUAGCAGCGGCUAAGAAACCAUGCCUAGAACAAAAGGACUUUUUUAAUGAAGUUCAGAGGAACGUAAUCAUGUAUGAUGCAAAAGCUCAUCCCAUCCAUUUCUCAUCCGUAACCGUUUUCUUGGCACAAACCUGAGCAUGCUUGAUAUUGUGCAUCUAUUACUUUUGCCCAAAUAAAUUUGCAUCUUGCCACUGUAA
Messenger RNA from Pantherophis guttatus, 4730 nucleotides. It is a transcript of the gene NALF1, whose product is annotated as NALCN channel auxiliary factor 1. Lineage: Eukaryota; Metazoa; Chordata; Lepidosauria; Squamata; Colubridae. Gene Ontology annotation, cellular component: plasma membrane. Gene Ontology annotation, molecular function: stretch-activated, monoatomic cation-selective, calcium channel activity. Gene Ontology annotation, biological process: calcium ion import across plasma membrane. The record is from RefSeq and is a predicted model, not a curated record.